GUUGACCGGUAGUCUUAAACCCUAGCUCUCCCCCCGCCCCCCCCCCCGGCCUCUCACCGCUACUUCAACCCCUUCGCUUCCCCCUCGCCCCUGACGCAGAAUCAGUGCUCCCCGGGUGUCCCGUCCUCGUAAGCUCCCGCUCUGCAGACGGUCAGAAGCCUCCAAAGUCAACCUCAAACUACAAUGACAUCAUGGCAAGAUUCCGCAGGAGAACAUGUAUUAUUUUGUUGCUUUUCAUUUUAUUUAUUUGCUCCAUAAUGAUGGCCUUGAAGACUCUCAGACCUGAAAGAGCAGUGUUUGGAGAUCCAUUUGGCCUUGGCCUUUUCCCUGAUUUUCAGCAGCGAACAACACACUUAAAAAGCAAGUUAAGUCUGCAGAACAAAGCUAAGGAAGAUAGCUUCACACAAACUAAAAAUUUACAUCCAUUGACAAUGAACAUCAACCCACCUACAGUUUCUGGAGGACAACUGGACAAAGACCUACCUUCUCCAAAUUACAGCUUCCAUGUGUUUUACUACAGCUGGUUUGGGUCUCCACAGUUUGAUGGGAAAUACAUUCAUUGGAACCAUCCAUUGUUGACACACUGGGAUGCCAAAAUUGCAAGUGGUUAUCCAAGAGGAAGACAUAAUCCCCCAGACGAUAUUGGGGCCAGCUUCUAUCCUGGACUCGGCCCUUACAGUUCCAAAGACCCCUCUGUUAUAGAAGCUCACAUGAAGCAGAUUUUAUCAGCUUCCAUUGGGGUAUUGGCACUUUCCUGGUAUCCACCUGGUAUGGCAGAUGAAAAUGGAGAACCUACUGAUGGCCUGGUGCCUACAAUUUUGGAUAUUGCACAUAAGUACAAGUUAAAGGUUGCCUUCCAUAUUGAACCAUACAAAGAUAGAGAUGAUCACACUAUGUACAGCAAUGUCAAAUAUAUCAUUGACAAAUAUGGAGAUCAUCCAGCUUUUUAUAGACAUAAAGUCGGCAAAGGUAGAAGCCUUCCCAUGUUUUAUGUUUAUGAUUCUUACAUAACAAUCCCUGAAAUCUGGGCAAAUCUACUUACUGUAUCAGGAUCCCAAAGCAUACGCAAUACACCAUAUGAUAGUUUAUUCAUUGCCCUUCUUGUGGAAGAAAAACAUAAGCAUGACAUCCAUAAAAGUGGCUUUGAUGGAAUUUAUACAUAUUUUGCAACAAAUGGCUUCUCUUAUGGAUCAAGCCACCAUAACUGGCCAAGUCUGAAAGCUUUUUGUGAUACAAAAAACCUAAUCUUUAUUCCAAGUGUGGGACCAGGCUAUGUUGAUACCAGCAUCCGACCGUGGAACAGCCACAACACACGGAACCGUGUCAAUGGCAAAUACUAUGAGACUGCAUUCAGUGCUGCACUUCUAGUACGACCCGAAAUCAUUUCCAUCACCUCUUUCAAUGAAUGGCAUGAAGGGACUCAGAUUGAAAAAGCCAUUCCAAAGAAGGCUGGAAAGACAACUUACCUAGAUUAUCAGCCUCAUAAACCAAAUAUUUAUCUGGAACUCACUCGCAAAUGGUCUGAAAAAUAUAACAAAGAAAAAGAGCAGUGGCUUACUUGAAGUGCUGCUGCAACAAGGAACACAUAAUUGUGUCUUGCUGAUAACUUGAGAACAUUUUUACUUGUGAGGGUGUAGUCUGCACUGUGUGACUGUGGGGUUGGUUUUUUAAAGUUUUCACUUUAAGGAGUAAAGGUAACCAUGGCAAGCGAUACAAGUUCUUCAUUUCUUUAAGUAUGACUGUACAUAGUCAUAUUCUGUGUAUUACAAUAUACUAAAUAUACUUGUUUCCUCAAGUAGAACAAAGCAGAAUUUAUUUCAACUUGGGUGGCAGCCCAUGUAGUUCUAUAGAAUAUUUGCACACACCUGGACUUCUUAGUUUCCCCCUGUCCAGAAGAAACCUUUCAUACUGCUCCUCAUUUGCUUUAAAUUAGGUUUAGAAGUGGCUUCCAGUGCAGUGUGAGGAACAAAGUGAAAUAUCCCCAGGUGCUAGUAUAGAAGGCCUCCUAUGAAACUUCUUAGAUUAGGGAAUAGAAACAGCUGUGAAAAAACAAGCAGUUGUAGUUCCUUUAAAAUUAAUGCAUACCUGAUGCAUGCAACUGCUUAUCCCAUGAUAAAGUGCAGAAUCUGCUUAGAAUUAUUUUCAGCUCAAGAACCACUUAAAAAUCGGAAAUGUGAAAGAACAUAGCCUGCUUUUCCUGUGCAGCCCUCUUUCAUUAAUUGCACAAAGCCAGAAUAUUUCUUUUGUAUUGUUCAUGGAAGUUAAAAAUUCCUAUCUUUAUAUUUGCAUUUGCUUUCCUAGAAAUGAUGAGUGUUACACCGUGAUAUUCACAGUUAGCAGUAGUUUCAGUUAGGCUGUUUUAAGAAAUGUUUACUAACGUGUCAUAGCAUCAUGUUAAGAUAUGAAAGCCCCAAAUGGACUGUUGUUUCCGUUUGCACACUUGUGGAGGAGCAGCAACUCUUCUUAAAGCAGCCUUUGUUCUGUGCUCUCCAGAAGGCAUUCUGAUCUUGAAAUAAACUUGCUGGGCUUGGAGGUGAAUCUCCAGUAGGUAAGAACUCUCAUAGGCAAGUAGAGCAGUCAUUGACAUUUGAAAUUGAUCCCAAUCAUCGGAAUCAGUUCCAAAGAAGAUAAAAUACUCCCACUUUUUAUACUGCUUUAACAAGAUGUAAUUUUACAGAGAAAAACUUAUUUUCAAAAUACUAUUUUAGAAGGAUGCUUAGUCAUACACAUGUGGGGAGGAGGCUUAACACUAUUUUAGAAGCAUCAUCCUUUUCCAGUAUUGCAUUUAUUAUCUAUUCCUAAGUGAAAUUGAAUAUAGCAAUUUCAACUGGGAUUGCCUAGGAUAAAAACUGAAAACAUGUCAUGGGUAUAAGUGCAGUUCGUUCACUCACAUUUUUAAUUGGUGCACUCUUAUUAAGCAAAACUGAGGAUGCUUCUAGACAGUUUGCUGCUAGCAUCAUUGAUUCAAAGGAUUUUAUAGCUACUCUUUCUUUUCCUCCUCAGUGUUGUGUUUUGUUUUGUCUGGUCUUGUUUUUUGUGGGGGUUUUUGUUGUUGUUUUUUGGUUUUUGCGGGGCUUGAGAAAAAAAGAUGGAGGAAAUAGUGGAAUAAAACUCAGAAUUGUUACAAAUGGAAAAUUAUGUCUGGCCACCUUUUUAAAAAAAAUUGCAUUAAUGAGUUUGGGCAAUGACACAAUAAAAGCCUCAUCUUGGAGCUUUUAUUUAUUAGUUCUUGGUUCCUUUUACAUGUAUGCACUGACUUGAGAAAGGAAUUAGAAAUACAACUGCAAAGAGAUACUUCCCUUAUAUAAAUCAGUGGUGUGACCACACUUCAAAUACUGUAUGCAGUUUUGCUCACCACACCCUGAGAAAGAAAAUUAUAGAAUUGGAAAAAUGGCAACUCUGCUAAUCAAGAGGCCAGAGCAACUCACCUAUGAGGGAAGGUUACAUGUGGUAUAGUUUAGCUUAGAAAAACUUAGGUCUAAAUGUACAUACAAUAGACCUAUAGAAAAGCAUACAUGGUGUGGAGAAAGCAGAUGAGGAAACACAUUUCUCUCUUUCUCAAUACUGGACCCUGAGGUCAUUCGAUGGAGUUGAUUGGUGGGAGCUUCAGGAUAGAUAAAAGUAUUUCUUCACAUAGUUCUUCGUUAACAAUGUGAAAUUUAGUUACACUCUAAUUCACUACCGCAAGAUGUAGUGAUCGCCACCAGUUUGGAUGGCUUUUAAAAGGGAUUUGAGAAAUUCACAGAGAAUAAGGUUGACGAAUGCCUGCUAGUCCUAAGGCUGUUUAGAGUGUUGGACUGGGGACCCAGGAGAUCUGGUCCCCAGCCAGCCAUGGGCCAGUCACAAACUUUCAGGCCAACCUACCUCAUGAGGCUGCUGCUGUGAAGAUAAAAUGGAGGUAUGUAAGCCACCUUAAGUUCCUCUCAAAAGGAAAAAUGGUGAGCUAUAAAUGCAGUGUAGUGGUAACAAUAGUAAUAGCGGUAUGCCUAUGUAUGCAAGUUGCUGGAGGACUUUAGCAGCAGAUGCUGUUGAACACGCAUCCUUUUUGUGUGCUUCCUGUGGGCAGCUGGUUGGCCAUUAUGUGAGUAAAUGGGGUGUUAGAUGGCUCUUUGGUCUGAUACUUCAUAGCUCUUAUGCUCCUGCAUCUCAGGAUGGAAAUGAAGAACUGCUUACAUGCAUGCACCCCUUGUCCAGAUCCCUUUUAGUUAUUGUUUCCUGUGAACAUACCUUUUAGCAAUCUGAGAGAAGGUUUACGUUAAAAUAAUUAGAAUAAAAAUAUACAAGAAAUCCAUUAAAUUACCCCCUUUUAUAUAAAUUUUACAUAUGAGGGGUGACUUUAUUGUAGGGCUCUUUUCUAAUGUGCUGUUCUUCAGUUUUAGCCUUUGGUGAGAGACCUGUACAACAGGAUCACCUGUGCUUUGAGCCAUUCCUCAGUAAGAGUAUAUCUUAGGAAGUUGUGGUUUUCACUGAGUGCCUUAGGAUGUCUAAAUUAAAAGUGCCUCUCUGCUGAGCUCCCAUCACACUUAUCUGAAACUCACUACCAACACUCACUGAUUCAGUGUAUAUUUUAUGAUCUUGGUUUGGCAAAUUUGAAAAAUGUGCAGUGCUACAUUGUAGCAGAGAUGCAGGAGGAUUGGCGUUUUCCCACUGCUUGGUUUGAAAUGGACAAAUCUUGACAAACCUAACUAUUUUCACUUUUUUAAAAAAAUGAUCAUUUCUUUUCUUUGCAUCCCGUUCUAAGCUCAGUUAGUAAGCCUCGUGCUUUUUAGUGACUUCACUGUGAGUAUAAUGGGUACUAAGUAUUUUAUUCCCUGUAGCAUUCCUCCUUCCAACACCCUUGGCUCCAAAAGAAAUCUACAUAUCCUGUGGUUUCAGGCAUGAUGAGGCCAGAAAAGAACUUGUAAGAAUAUAUUCCAGUUCUAUAAAUCCCAUUCCACUUUUGCUUUCAGGCACUGACAAAUCGUUUGAGAAUUCAUGAAGAUUUUUAUAGCCACACUUCCACUUACCAUUUCCCUUGCAGCUAUCCUAGGAAGAGCCAAGCCAGCUGCUUUUCAAGAGCAACCUUCAACAACCUCAUUGAGGUUGAAAAGGAGGCAUUCUGCAGGGAUAAGAGGGCCCAGAAUCUUGUAGUUCCAUCUCGCUUUUGUACCCACUGCCAGUAAGUGAGAAGAGCACAGUGGCCUUUUUAAGAGGGAUGGUGGCAGUUGAAAGGAGGAGGAGGAAAGAGAGCCGGAGUCAUCUCUGUCUUCCUACCCUGAUGGCAACUGCCUGGCAGAGCAUAGACUAUCUCUGCACUGCCAGACUUCUGUCUAGUCUAAUACAUUUUAGCAACCCAACCAAUAUUAUUCUGACAGCCAUUCAUCUAUUUCACUAGAGUUCCAUUCUUUUACUGAGCUUUUGGUGGGACCUUCAGUUUUACUGAGCUGUAUGUAUUUCAGUGACCUAUGUUAUCCUCUGAGAUGCUUACUAGAGAUAAUUACCUGAAAAACAUUAAUUAUGACAUCGAAACUUCUAGGCUUCCAUUAUACUGUAUUGCCAUUGGCAUCCAUUCAUUGUUAUUAAUGAACUUAUGAAAUGCACAUUUUUGCAUAGAAACAUAAAGUAUUAAAAAACUUUCAGUUUCAAAUUUUUCACCCCACAUCACUGUUUCUGAGUAAACAGGAAUAGUAUUGCAUUACCAGUCUCUUACUAAAUUAUUUAAAUAUAUGCAAUUAAAUAAAAGGGGGUCACCAGAUUAUUGGCUAUGAAAACUUUACUAUUAGAAAUGGAACAGAGAUAGCAAAUUGCUAAAAGACAGAAGGCUCAUAAACCAUUUGGGACAACUUAGAAUUGUUGGACCCUGGGGGAAAACAACAGGGGCAAGAAUUACUGAAGAAACUGCAAGCUGUGCAUGGAUGCACUAUUCUCAGUAAUGGGAUUUAAAGCCAAAUAGAAUUUUACUGUGGCAGUUGUAAGCAUGCUUCCUUGAGAGCCACUCAAGAUGCUGCACCAUAUAGACACACUGUCUUUUUGUACUGCUAGCUGUGCACAAUCAUGGCCAACCACAUGUACAGGCAACUAACAAAUAGGCAUAUAGGUGAUUCGCACACCAGAUACUUUUUCUACCUGCAAGUAUUUUCUCUGUAGGAAGCUUUUGAAGCAUCUUUAUACUGGAGACCACAACCUAGUUUUCCUAUUUUAGACCUCUUUUCAUUGAGAUCUGUUAAUCUCAUUGAACUGUCUGAAACCUACCCAGCCCCACAGUGAGCUUUUAAGGAUGCUUGAAGCAACAGUUACUUGUGAAUUUACAUAUCUUGGCAUUGUCUUUUACUUUGAAGAUUUCUUAGUCCUUAUGGAAAUGGAUUUCCCAUAUGUAACUAAAACAAACAGCAUCGAUCCCAACUGGGUCAAAUUAGUACUGCAAGAACUCUGUCUUAAAAAUAUCUCUUUCUGUGUUGGUGUACAUUUCCUGAACUGUAAACCAUACUAUUUUUAAACCUUGAGAAGGAACUACCCAAUCUUUACAUGGUUAAUAUUUUUAUUAGUUAUAUACAUUCUUAAUUAAGUGUAUUUGAUUAAAAUUGAAAUUUAUGCAUCUUGUGCAAUUUCUGUGACACAUUCAGUGUAAUAUAAUAUAAUUGAAUUUAUAUUGUCCCAUGUGCCACUGAGUAUACCCACCACUGCUCUUGUAUAAUCUUUUGCUGUACACAAUUUGUGUUCAACUUAAAGAAAUUUAAAAUAUUUUGCAUGUCUCAGGAAAUCUUAUUUACAGAAAGCACUUAAAAUAAUAAAAUACUACUGCAUACUUUGUAAUGUAAUUAACACUUGAAGUAAGGACUGCAAACAUUUCCAAGCUAUGUUUAACAAAUAAAUUUAUUGAGUUUCUGUUA
This is a messenger RNA of Varanus komodoensis (Komodo dragon), 6869 nucleotides long. RefSeq names its product mannosidase endo-alpha (gene MANEA). The coding region runs from base 192 to 1562 and encodes 456 amino acids. The record is from RefSeq and is a predicted model, not a curated record. Gene Ontology annotation, cellular component: Golgi apparatus. Gene Ontology annotation, molecular function: alpha-mannosidase activity. Lineage: Eukaryota; Metazoa; Chordata; Lepidosauria; Squamata; Varanidae. The transcript is spliced from 5 exons.